Alternaria burnsii is the source of this 336-nucleotide messenger RNA. RefSeq lists its product as uncharacterized. The record is from RefSeq and is a predicted model, not a curated record. Bases 1 to 336 code for a protein of 111 amino acids. NCBI's taxonomy places the organism in Eukaryota, Fungi, Ascomycota, Dothideomycetes, Pleosporales, Pleosporaceae. The transcript is spliced from 2 exons.
AUGUCUAUGCAGGCUUGUGUGUCCAAAGAGAAGGGCGAUGAGUUCACACUGGCGCCGGUACUUGGAAUGCGAGCCAUGUCGGAGGAGCAUCGUGGCCUAUCGAUCGAAUAUGCCAUCCUCGUCGAGAUCGUCUUGUAUUUUUUGUCUUCUCGAAGCAUGUCUUUCUCUCCCUUUCCUACCAAAGUUUUCCUGGUUCUCUGCACCACACCUCUUCAAGUUUCCGUCAUCCUCACAUUCCAUCUGCUGUUCUCGACGGAUCUAUUCAGCCCGCCAGACACAUUCUCAUCUCCGCAGGUCGCACGUCCCAAUGUUAAGGGCAUAUUUUCGCAAAACUAG